AUGACGCGAACCACCGUUGACGAGAUCAAAUAUGAGGCCCCUUCAUGGGAGCACAAGGGCCUAGACGUUGCCGACGACGGCAGACGACUAGCUCCCCAUUCCGAUACUGCACGUCCCAAAGGUCGGAUACGACGAUCGAUGACUGCCUGUCACACCUGUCGGAAGCUUAAAACCAGAUGUGAUCUAGACCCGCGCGGUCAUGCGUGCCGCCGUUGUCUAUCCUUAAGAAUUGAUUGCAAGCUGCCUGAAACGAACGAUCGCUUCCAAGACAAUGCGCCGAUUUGGUCCGACGCGACCUCGGCAAUUCCGUCCAUCGAGGAGCGCCUCACCUCCCUUGAAAGAAGCAUGAGAGAGAUGACGGGAAUGAUGCGACAGAUGCUGGCCCACUCCCCGGGAUUGGCCAGUGGCUCCAUCCCACACCUGUCGAAAAGCAUCCUUUCCGACGAGACGGCCUCUAUGGAGGGAAGCCCAUCGUCUCCCUUUCUUCCCAAACCCGUUCGGCUGAUCCAGGAUCUCCAAUCCGACUUUUUUGGAGAAGCUGACAGCCCUCCCGUUGAAUCUCCUCUCUCUGGGGAUGGCGUCUCCAAGAGCGCCAUCGACUCCAAACUAUCCCUCAAACUGUUGCAAAUGUUUGUUGACCACUUCGGCGCCUGCGUCUCCAUAUAUAACCUCUCCGACAUCCACAACGACAUGAAAGCUCCCGACUCUUUACUGUAUAAUACCGCCUGCCUGCUAGCUUCACGAUAUGUACCGGGGAUACCAGGCUCGGUCAUGCAUACCAUAUACCUUCAAGUGCGGCAGGCAGUGGUCAAUAUCCUAUGGGAGAAGCCACCGCUGAAGUACGAGACUCUUCAAGCCCUUGCACUUCUUUGCCUCUGGCCAGCGACCGUGCAGAAAGAACCACCCAUGGACAGCUGGCUGCUGAGUGGUAUCUCUAUCAAUCACGCAAUAAUCUCCAUUGAAUUCCUUAAUUACGCGCCCACGGAAGUCAUGGUCGACAACGAGACGGCUGCACAACUGCGACUAUGGAAUACAUAUUGCUUGACGCAGCUACAUUUUGCGGUCGGGAAUGCGCGCCCGUUCCACAUCCAGCAGAGGUAUCUUGACCACUGCCCGCGGAUACUCGAGCACCCAGCAGCGACCUUGGACGAUGCGAAGGUCGUGGCUGAGAUCCAGUUGUAUUUGAUCACAUUGCGGCUGCAGAGCAACAGCAAUCGCAUGCGGCUCGCCGACAUCGAUUACGACGAGAUUGAGCGAUGGAAGACAGAGUGGGCUCAUCUUUUCUGUAAGACGCUCGGCCUGGUUUUUCGAAAUGCAACUAACGAAGAAGCAGCGGGUGAGAAUUCGACCCUGGAGUUGAGUCUCUGGUUCUGCCAGAUACUUCUCCACCGCACUGCGAUGCGGUUUCAACCCAGGCCUGACAGACUCGCAUCUGAGGUCCUCCAGACUUCCCGUCUUAUCAUCUCGCGAUUCCUCCAAAUCCGUUACUCCACCGCAUUAAGCCUCGUCGACCAGAUUUACUUUAUUGUCGGCUACGCAGCCCUGAAUCUCUGCGAUUUCAACCUCAUGGACCCGCUCAUCGAGCAGGUUCAGAUGUUUCUGCUACAUCUCUCCCCCAACGAAGACCACAUCGCGUACCGGUUUUCCUGCAUGAUUGCCGAGUUCAAGCGGCGGUGCGCUGGCGCCGAAUGCAAUGACCCGUCCACUGUCAAGGGGUCUCCGUUGUCCUCCUACGGCGACAGCCGGAAGAUGAGCAUGGGGCAAGCACCGUACAUGCCACCCAUGAUGGAUGGUAUGAUCGAGGGGUACGGCUUCGAGCAACUGAUGCCGGAAGUGAUGCCAAAUUCGUUCCCCGAUGGGGUGCUCAAUGGGAUGCCUGUGACGGGGCUAGCAGCGUAUCGUUCCUCGACGCUGUAG
This is a messenger RNA of Aspergillus ibericus CBS 121593, 1917 nucleotides long. RefSeq lists its product as uncharacterized. Bases 1 to 1917 code for a protein of 638 amino acids. Gene Ontology annotation, cellular component: nucleus. The record is from RefSeq and is a predicted model, not a curated record. Gene Ontology annotation, molecular function: transcription cis-regulatory region binding; DNA-binding transcription factor activity, RNA polymerase II-specific; zinc ion binding. The transcript is spliced from 4 exons. Lineage: Eukaryota; Fungi; Ascomycota; Eurotiomycetes; Eurotiales; Aspergillaceae. Gene Ontology annotation, biological process: regulation of DNA-templated transcription.